Molecule: messenger RNA, 1320 nt
Organism: Plasmodium coatneyi
Lineage: Eukaryota; Apicomplexa; Aconoidasida; Haemosporida; Plasmodiidae
Exons: 1
Coding region: 1-1320 (439 amino acids)
Source: RefSeq, a predicted model, not a curated record
AUGUGCUACCCAACCAUCAUGCAGAGCCCCUCGACUGAACUGCUCAUCCUGCACUUUGUCAUACACGACGUGUAUGAUGGGAAGGAAAAAGAAAUCUCCAUGCAUGAAAAACCGUACAUCAAAUUCUACUGGAAAAAUAUCAAGUACAAAAAUUAUUUAAAAUUCUUUUCAGAUGAAAUAAACUGGUUUUGCGAGUUUUUCCUUCCAUACCGAACUGGAGAUUAUAUAGAAAAUUUGAUAAUGCAAAUAUGGGCAAGUAGCUAUUUGAGCAGAAAAAAAAAGUUGGCAUAUAAUUAUAUCAAUAUAAAUGAUGUAGAGAGAAAUGGGAAAAUAAAUGGAAAGGCAGAACUGAUUGGGAAAAGAAAAGGAUUGAAAGUUAUUUACAGCCUCCAAAUUAUUUCCUACGCCUUGUACAAAUUCAUGAAAAACACACAGACUUUCAUUCUCAGUAAAAUAUCAAUUUAUAAAAUGAUGCAGAUACAUAGGGAGAAUCAGAGGAAUCCUUGUGGAGAACAGAAAAACUUGUUUGACAAAUAUAUUUUGUCCCUAUUUCAAAAGGAAAAUUACCAAAGGAAAAACACUGCUUUACGGUUGAAGACGAUUCGACGGGGACAUAAGAACCCUAGGAAUGUUAUGAACAUCAACCAUGUGCACACACCGAUCAGGUUGAAAAUGAAGAAGAAACAUGGGCAGACUGCUCCAAACGACACGCCCGUGUCAACUCUAGCGCAGAAGGGCCUUUACGCGAAAGGGCAAAAUAUUCAGGCGAAAUGUGGGAACGUGCGAGAACUGAAAAAGGCGAAGAAGUCUGAUCCGGGGGAUGAAGUCAGGCAGAUCAGGCAAAAGGCUAAGGGAGACGUGCACCGAAAGGAGAAAUUGGAUCUACCAGCAAAGGAGACAGACACAUCCCAAUCACAACAAGAGAUUGCUCAUCUGCGCUCAAAGACCAUGAAGGCUUUACGCGAAAAGGCGAUGGACGAACUGUACCUACGGGUGAAGGAAAAGUUACGCCAAAAAAACACUGACGGGGUACGCCCACCAGAAAUAAAAGAGACGACGACAGACACAACGGAAGAGGAAGAUUUACUGAAGAUGCAUGAUGACGCACGGGUCACAUCCGAAAUAAAAAAGAAACUCGCUCCCUUGUGUGGCAACCCAAGUUGUAUGAGCAAAAAUUCCUUUUUCGACGUCGGUUACAAAAUACAUAAGUCCACAACGAAAAAAAUUGUCAAGUUCUGCAGCCUUAAAUUCGCCAAGCUGUACGAUGGAGAUGAGGAGGAGGAGGUUGGAAAGCUCGGCAUUCUGGAUGACGUGAUAUAG